This is a messenger RNA of Myxocyprinus asiaticus (Chinese sucker), 633 nucleotides long. Its product is annotated as fibroblast growth factor 19-like. The transcript is spliced from 3 exons. Gene Ontology annotation, cellular component: cytoplasm; extracellular region. Gene Ontology annotation, molecular function: growth factor activity; fibroblast growth factor receptor binding. The coding region runs from base 1 to 633 and encodes 210 amino acids. NCBI's taxonomy places the organism in Eukaryota, Metazoa, Chordata, Actinopteri, Cypriniformes, Catostomidae. The record is from RefSeq and is a predicted model, not a curated record. Gene Ontology annotation, biological process: animal organ morphogenesis; cell differentiation; fibroblast growth factor receptor signaling pathway.
AUGCUCCUCUUACUCUUGCUCACUGUUUGGGGAAGAAGCAUCGGCGUGGAGAGCCUCCCGUUGCCCGACUCAAGUCCACAUUUUACAAAUGACUGGGGACAAGCAGUCCGGCUCCGACAUCUGUACGCGGCCAGACACGGCUUUCAUCUGCAAAUAAACACAGAUGGGAAAAUAGGUAGAACGCGCUUGCAAAGUUCUCACAGUUUGGUUGAAAUAUGGCCGGUGGAUACAGGCUGUGUUGUCAUAAAAGGGGUUGCAAGCUCCCGGUUUCUCUGCAUGGACAGGAACGGCAAAUUGUAUGGAUCGCACAUCUACAUGAAGGACGACUGCUCUUUUGUGGAACGAAUUCUGCCAGAUGGCUACAACAUCUACACCUCAGAAAAGCAUGGAGCCGUGGUGAAUUUGGGCGGUGCAAAAACCAAAUUGCACAAUAAAGAUGGAACUGCUCUUUCCCAGUUCCUGCCUAUGGCGAACACAUUUUCUCAGGAACCUACCAGUCACCACUCAGGGGAGCAGCACUCUCCCGUUGACCAGGAGCAGGACCAUCAGUUAGGACUUCAAAUAGACAGUAUGGAACAUUUUGGAAAUAUUUCUCAAAUUGUGAUCCAGAGUCCCAGUUUCAACAAAAGAUGA